Messenger RNA from Gastrolobium bilobum, 3491 nucleotides. Its product is annotated as receptor like protein 27-like. The transcript has a single exon. Lineage: Eukaryota; Viridiplantae; Streptophyta; Magnoliopsida; Fabales; Fabaceae. The coding region runs from base 73 to 3207 and encodes 1044 amino acids. The record is from RefSeq and is a predicted model, not a curated record. Gene Ontology annotation, molecular function: protein binding.
UUUAGAUAAUCACAAAUCGCAAACACUUUCCAGUGGAGUUAGAAUUUCUGAAUCAAACUGCAAAAGUCAUCCAUGGAGUGGUUCUCGUCGUUAUUCCCUAUUGUUGUGUGUUUUCAAUUUUUGUUCUUUCAUUUUCCAUCCUUUUCGUCUUUUCCUUCUCAUUCAUUAUGCUCUCCCGACCAGAGCUCUGCCUUGCUCCAAUUCAAGAACUCCUUAACUGUUAAUUCGAAGAUAGAAACGUGGGAAAAUGGGACAGAUUGCUGCUUAUGGGUUGGUGUCACGUGCGACACCAUCUCUGGUCACGUGAUUGGGCUCGACCUCAGCUACAGUGGGCUUCAAGGUAUCAUCCAUCCUAACAGUUCCCUUUUUCGCCUUUCUCAUCUCCAAACACUCAACCUCUCCUUCAAUGAUUUCUUCUCUCAAUUUCCAUCUCAGUUUGGAGGGUUUGUGAGUCUCAUGCACCUCAACUUGUGUGGUUGUUUAUUCAAAGGUGAAAUUCCUUCCCAAAUCUCACACCUUUCCAAAUUAGAAUCACUCGAUCUCUUUGGAGGUUUUGAAGGUUAUCAUCUUUUAAAGUGGAAAGAAACCACUUGGAAGAGGCUGGUCCAAAAUGCAACAAGGUUGAGGGAGCUUGUUUUGGAUUUAACAGAUAUGUCUUUAAUUAAUCCAAGCUCAUUGUCUCUGCUCUCCAAUCUAUCUUCCUCUUUGGUUACUCUUCAUCUUUACCAAACUGGGUUAAGGGGAAAGUUGACAAAUGACAUUCUCUGUUUGCCAAAUCUCCAUGAGCUAAGUAUGUCUUAUAAUGACGAUCUUAAAGGCCAGCUUCCAAAAUUGAGUUGUAGCACUUCUCUCAGUAUCUUGGAUCUUUCCGGAUGUCAAUUCCAAGGGCCAAUCCCUCCAUAUUUCUCUAACCUCACACAUCUUACUUAUCUCAGUCUCUCAGGUAACAACCUUAACUCUUCAAUACCAUCCUCACUUUUUACCCUCCCACGUCUCACUCACUUGGAUCUUAGCUAUAAUACCAAUCUCAGCGGUCGAAUCCCAAAUGUGUUUCCUCGGGAAAACAAAUUUCAAGAAUUACUUUUGAGUGGUAACAAUAUAGGAGGUGAGCUGCCGUCAUCACUUUCAAACCUUCAACAUCUCACUUUCUUGGAUCUUUCGUCCAAUCAAUUUAGCGGCCAAAUCCCAUAUGUGUUUGGCGGGCUAACCAACUUUCAAGAAUUAGAUUUGAGUUAUAACAAUUUCGGAGGACAAAUUCCAUCUUCAUUGUUUGACUUAACUCAACUUUUUUUCUUGGACUGUUCUCAUAAUAAAUUAGAAGGCCCUCUGCCCAACAAAAUAAUUGGGCUUUCAAACCUAACUCGGUUAAGGUUAAAUAACAACUUGCUAAAUGGAACAAUUCCUUCUUGGUGUUUAUCUUUGCCGUCUUUGGUAGGUUUAGAUUUAUCAAAUAAUCAGUUUUCUGGGCAUGUAAGUGCAAUCUCAUCACAUUCCUUGGAGUCUCUAUAUUUGUGCAGAAACAAGCUACAAGGCAAUAUUCCUGAAUCAAUUUCCAAUCUUGCAAACCUUACCGCCUUGUGUCUAUCAUCAAACAGGUUCAGUGGCCCUACCAAUUUUCACCUCUUCUCCAAGCUUCAAAAUCUGCAAAGUCUUCUUCUUUCGCAGAAUAGUGAAUUAUCACUAAACUUCGAAUCCAAUGCCAAUUACAGUUUCUCUCUCCUACAACAUUUGGGGUUAUCUUCUAUCAAUUUGACUGAAUUUCCCAAAUUAACUGGAAAAUUCCCAAGUUUGCGUUUUCUCUACCUGUCCAAUAACAAACUUAGCGGAAGAGUACCCAAUUGGUUACAUGAUAUGGAUUCAUUAGGUUUUUUGGAUCUCUCUCAAAACCUGUUCACAUCAUCGAUGGAUCAAAUCUCAUGGAACUCCAACCUUGAAUACCUUGAUCUUAGUUUCAACUUACUGACUGGUGACAUCUCUUCGUCAUUUUGCAAUGCAAGUGAUAUUGGGAUUCUCAACUUGUCCCACAACAAGCUGACAGGUAUCAUUCCACAGUGCCUUGCCAACUUAUCAUCCCUUCAAGUUUUGGAUCUACAAAUGAACAAAAUUUCUGGCACUUUGCCAUGGACCUUUUCAACGUACAGGCUCAAAACACUGAAUCUCAACGGCAACCAAAUAGAAGGUAUUUUGCCUAAAUCUUUGUCCAACUGCACCCAACUGGAAGUUUUAAAUCUUGGCAACAACCAAAUAGAGGACACAUUUCCCCAUUGGCUUCAAACACUGCCAAAUUUGAAAUUAUUAAUUUUGCAAGCCAAUAAGUUACACGGUCCCAUUGCCAGUUUAAAGAUAAAGCACAUGUUUCCCAGUUUGAUUAUUUUUGAUAUCUCAUCCAAUAACUUCAGCGGACCAAUACCAAAAGCCUACAUAAAAAACUUUCAAGCCAUGAAGAAUGUCGUUCAACCUCAAGUCCAUAGCAGUUUGCAAUAUGUGGAAACAGAUCUUCGCUAUUUUACUUACCCUGGUUCUGACAGUAUAGUGUAUACUGAUUCUAUGACUGAAACAAUAAAAGAGAACAGUAUGACACUAGUGAAAAUCCCAACAAUCCUCAUCAAUAUUGAUUUAUCAGGAAACAAAUUUGAAGGAGAGAUUCCGAAUGUUAUUGAAGAGCUUCAUGGACUCAAAGGGCUCAACCUUUCCCAUAACAGACUGAAUGGUUCUAUUCCCAAAUCCAUGGGAAAUUUGACAAACCUUGAAUCAUUGGAUCUCUCUUCAAAUAUGCUCAGUCGUGGGAUUCCUGCAGAAUUAGUCAAUCUCAACUUCCUUGAAGUGUUGAAUCUUUCUCAAAACCAUCUUGUGGGAGAAAUACCUCGAGGAAAACAGUUCGAUACAUUUUCGAAUGAUUCCUAUGAGGGAAACUUGGCCUUAUGUGGAUCUCCAUUGUCAAUAAAUUGCAACAAGGACACUGAACAACAUUCUCCACCUUCAGGGGCCUUUGAGAAUGAAGAAAAGUUUGGAUUUGGUUGGAAACCAGUGGCCAUAGGAUAUGGAUGUGGAUUUGUAUUUGGAGUGGGCUUGGGAUGUUAUCUGCUGUUAAUAGGAAAGCCUCAAUGGCUUGUGAGGAUAUUUGGAGUUCAACUUAAUAAGAGGGUCAAAAGAAGGAGAAGGAUGAGGACUCUUGCAAGAAUGACUCAGUUAGUGCGGAUGUCAUAAUCUCGUUGUGAUUGUUAUUAUUAUUUUCCUUUUAUUUUAGCUUUACCUUAUUUGAAAAAUAAAUUUGAGUGUCACAACUUUGUCACUCUUAUUUGAUGUAAUUUGAGCUUGAGUUAUAAGUUUGCAGUAUUAAUGUAUUAUGUUUUGUUUGAGUGAGCCAGCAAUGUGUAUUAUUUAAAAAAAUUGCAAGUCUGCUCUUGUAUGUUUGUGGUUAUUGUCGUACAUAUGUAAGUAUGUUUAUAAAAUAUUAUAUAAAGAAAUCCGGUAAAGAGAGAGAGAGGGAG